AUGUCUUCCCUCUCUUCUCCUUCCUCCCCCUCCUCCCCCAAGCGCGCCUUCGCCAGCGACGGGGACCAAGGCCGUCCGUCCAAGCAACAAAAGCUGGACAAAAGGGACGUUCCUGCCCAUUUCAAAGGGCUUAAGAAAGACGAAGCAGACGGCCUGGAGAAGAUCGAGACCUUUCGGGGUCUCAAAAGAUCUUUCGUAGCAAGCUACCCAGGCCAAGACGCGGAGUCGUACAGCCGGCGGGCUAAAAACGUAAAGCUCGACGAAGCAAACGAGGACGAGAUAUCGCGGGCCGCGAAGACCAGCAACCAGUCCAACGUAGCUAUGGCGGCGAAGGAGACCGUCUCGAGGUUGAGAGUAGACCUAGCGAGGAUGCCCGCCAGUGCCCAGCGUGGCAUGGCAAACUUCACGGGUGUCCUCUGCUACAGGAUAUCUCUCCUCCAGGCACUUCUUCACUUGCCUUUGCUCGUUGGAUGGUUGUGGGACUGGCAUCUGCCAGAGAAUUGCGUUGCGGACCAACCAGAGGAAUGUUUCUCUUGUGUGCUACGUCUGCUGGCUCUUUCAUACUGGAGGGCGCCUGGUCACUCCGGUGACCAGCUCCCAAAGGUAUUUAAGGCCAUGCAUAAGACGCUCAAGAGCCUUGGUUGGGCCGAAGAGGGGCAAGCUGACCCCGAUGAACAACUGCUUUUCUUCUUCAAGGCCCAGCGACAGGAGCUUCCAUCCUCGGUGUACUCCUUGGUGGAAGCUAUCUUCCAGUCUUUCUGGACCCAGAAGAUCGCUUGUUCUUGCGGCCAUCAGUCUGUGACCCCCGGCACCGAGUCAAAACUCACGGUCUGCUUGGCGCCCCGAAUUCCCAAAGGCAGCCUCGCAGACUACGUGAAACGGUGCUUCAGUGAGGUUGUGCCCUACCGUUGUGACGGGUGCAACAUCACUGCCGACAGACUGAAGGUUCGCGAGUUCAACCAUACCGGAGAUGUCCUCUGCAUCCAACUUUCACAGCUGGACAACUUCGGGAGAAAGAUCAACUGGGUCGUGCCAAUUCCUUCGCUACUCGACCUGACCUCCCUGCGUCAUGCUACCAACGAUGAUGCCAGCCUGCUUUACGAGUUGACGGCCAUUGUUCAGCAUACAGGGCAGAAUGGUAACGGACACUAUGUUUGUUCUGCUGCUGGGCCCGAUGGACAGUGGCAGCUUUUCAAUGACAAACUAGUGUCCAAGAGUGGUGUUGCGAAUGUGGUACGGGGAUUCGUACCUGUCCUUCUCUUCUUCCGGCGCAAGAAGUAG
Venustampulla echinocandica is the source of this 1281-nucleotide messenger RNA. RefSeq lists its product as uncharacterized. The record is from RefSeq and is a predicted model, not a curated record. Gene Ontology annotation, cellular component: cytosol; nucleus. Lineage: Eukaryota; Fungi; Ascomycota; Leotiomycetes; Helotiales; Pleuroascaceae. The coding region runs from base 1 to 1281 and encodes 426 amino acids. Gene Ontology annotation, biological process: protein deubiquitination. Gene Ontology annotation, molecular function: cysteine-type deubiquitinase activity; cysteine-type endopeptidase activity. The transcript has 6 exons.